Cyprinodon tularosa is the source of this 1281-nucleotide messenger RNA. RefSeq names its product CD82 antigen-like. The annotation marks the transcript as partial. Lineage: Eukaryota; Metazoa; Chordata; Actinopteri; Cyprinodontiformes; Cyprinodontidae. The record is from RefSeq and is a predicted model, not a curated record. The transcript has 6 exons. Gene Ontology annotation, cellular component: membrane.
UUUCUGUCUUCUGCAGAAGAAUCCUCUGACACGGUGAGGGCGGCAUCGUAUAUCUUCAUUGGAGUGGGCGCUCUGUCAAUGGCCAUGGGAUUCUUCGGCUGCAUAGGAGCCAUCUAUGAAAUCCGUUGUCUGCUGGGACUGUACUUCACCUGCCUUCUGCUCAUCCUCGUUGCUCAGGUCACUGCUGGAGUUCUCGUUUACUUCCAGAGAGAUCUGCUGAAACAUGAGAUGUCUGAAAUCAUUGGGAGGAUGAUAGUCAACUACACUGGUCAGAACAGGACCACGGAGCACGCCUGGGACCUCAUUCAGAAGAAAAUGAAUUGCUGUGGGUGGACCGGUCCAGGAAACUGGUCUGAAAACCUUCUGAUCAAGAACAGCACUGACUAUCUGUAUCCAUGCUCCUGUCGAAAUGAGUCCCUUCCAGGCACUGAACCAAAAAAUGUUGGCCUGUGUACCAGCCUGUCUGCACAGCUGCCCGUCUUUGAAACGGGUUGCAUGACCAGCGUGGAUAAAUGGCUGAUGGAUAAUUGUGGAAUAAUUCUGGGGAUCUGUGUCGGUGUGGCCGUGGUCGAGCUUCUGGGAAUGAUCCUCUCCAUGUGUCUGUGCAAGAGCGUCGUCCGGGAGGAUUACAGCAAAGUACCGAAGUACUGAGCCGAGCACAGAGCCAGUCGCACGUUACACACAGACGGACGCUCUUUCACUCUCUCUCCUCCACGCACCAAAGCUCACACGCAUAUUAAGACGGCCGUCUUCACCAAUUGAGGUUCUCAUGUCUUUGACAGCUGUGCAAAAAAACCUCACUCCCUCAGCCAGCGUGUCCCUCUGUCAGACACAGCUCUCACUCAACACGUUGAAUAUUUAAUAUUCUACAAUUUGAUUGGUUUCACAUUUUGUAUUUUCUUAAAAGGUUUUUAAGAAUUUCCUGAUUAAAUACCAUGCAAACGUCCUUGUAGGUUUUAGUGGUUUUGCUGCCGCCUCGGCCGACCUUGGCGAAGCAUUUUAGUGACAUUUGUUGAGCUGUUUUUUAGGCAGGCAGAUGGCAGGGAACCAGAGAGUGUGUUUGUAGGCCCUAUGAAGGAUUACUGCCUCCCUGUGAUCAUGCACCUGGUAUUUUAAUGCUGAGUAAGGGUUCUGUUUAGGGCCGCAGCGAUGGAGGUCUUUGGCUCCGUACGGAAUCAGCUCUCUGCCUCCAAUAACCCUGACAUUAGCCUCCACUGACCCCUCCUCCUCCUCGAUAUUGUUAUCCAUCAUCCUCUCAAUCUUACGGAGCCCCUCUGAUGA